AACUCGACCUGGCACCCAAUUUUGAGAAAGUGGGUUCAUAAGAUCUGUGUUGUCUGGCUCCAUUUUCCCUUCCAUUUGCUUGUUGGUUUUGUAUUUUCAGGAAGCUGGUGUAAGAGAAGAGGGAGAAGGAUUAGGUUCUUUCUCUCUCUUUCUCUUUGUUUUUCUGAAAGGAAAAAAAAAAAACAAAAAUUGGUGGGAUUUGAGGGUAUUUAGGUUGUGGAUUGAGUUGGGUACAUUGUUGGGGUUGGAAGAAUCUAUCACCAUGAAUAUGAUGCGAAGGUUGAAAAGCAUUGCUUCUGGGAGGACUUCCGUUUCAUCAGAUCCUGGAGGGGAUUGUACCACAAAAAGAGUAAAGUUUGAUCAAGAAACCGAAGGAAAGGUCAAUGAGGAAACAUAUCCUAAUGAGAGAUGCGGAAAAGAUCAGGAGCAGUAUGUAGAUGCAUUAAAAGAAAGUGUUAAUUCUAAUGUUCCUUCAGUGGCUAGAACUGAGAAGUCAGGCUUUGAUCAGCUUCCAAAAGAAUUAAAUGAAAUGAAGAUUGGAGACGACAAAGGCAAAAACAACAAUAAGAAGGAUAUGGAAGCAACUAUUGUGAAUGGUAAUGGAACAGAAACAGGCCAAAUAACUACAACUGUUAUUGGUGGUCGAGACGGACAACCAAAGCGGACAAUCUCAUACAUGGCAGAACGUGUGGUUGGCACUGGUUCUUUUGGUGUUGUUUAUCAGGCUAAGUGCCUUGAAACUGGAGAAGCAGUCGCCAUAAAAAAAGUGUUGCAAGACAAGAGAUAUAAGAAUAGGGAACUGCAGGUUAUGCGUAUGCUUGACCAUACUAAUGUUCUCAGACUAAAGCACUGUUUCUAUUCAACAGCUGAGAAAGAUGAUUUGUACCUUAACCUAGUUUUGGAGUAUGUACCUGAAACUGUCUACAGAGUUUCAAAGCACUAUAUCAGAAUGCACCAGCAUAUGCCUAUCAUUAAUGUGCAACUGUAUACAUACCAGAUAUGCCGUGGUUUAAAUUAUUUGCAUCAUGUGAUCAGAGUCUGUCAUCGGGACAUUAAACCCCAGAAUCUAUUGGUUAAUCCCCAGACUCAUCAGUUAAAAGUAUGUGAUUUUGGGAGUGCAAAGAUGUUGGUGCCUGGCGAACCCAACAUAUCGUACAUAUGCUCGCGGUAUUAUAGAGCUCCAGAACUUAUAUUUGGUGCAACAGAAUACACAACUGCUAUUGAUAUUUGGUCUGCUGGUUGUGUGUUGGCUGAGCUUCUUGUAGGACAUCCAAUGUUUCCCGGAGAGAGUGGGGUUGAUCAAUUGGUAGAGAUCAUUAAGAUCUUGGGAACACCGACCAGAGAAGAAAUAAAGUGCAUGAAUCCAAAUUACACCGAAUUUAAGUUUCCUCAGAUAAAAGCACACCCAUGGCAUAAGGUUUUUCACAAGAAGAUGCCUUCAGAAGCAGUGGAUCUAGUGUCAAGGAUGCUUCAGUAUUCACCAAAUCUACGAUGCACUGCUUUGGAAGCAUGUGCACACCCUUUCUUUGAUGAUCUGCGAGAACCAAAUGCAUGCUUGCCAAAUGGGCAAUCAUUGCCUCCAUUGUUCGAUUUCACUGCUCAAGAACUGGCAGGUGCACCUGAUGAGUUGCGGCGACGUCUCAUUCCUGAGCAUGCAAGAAGUUGAAUUCAUUAUUGAGCAUUGUAAAUGGGUUUUUGGAUUAAUAGAGAUAACUACACCAGCAAUGCUACCUUUGCUAAUAGUCUAGUUCUCUGCUGUCCACCUGCACAAUCAUGACUAUACAGCUCAUAGGAACCUUAAAACCAUGAAACCUUUUUAUCAUUGACUCGCAAGCUACAAUCCCAUUGAUGAAGUAGUGCCUGGUGAUAGGGUUGCAACCAUUUUUUCAAGUAGUUUAUGAUUGAUGUAUGCCUCAUUUGUAAAAGAUAACGAGUUCUUACAGUUCUUUGAUCAUGUUUCAUAUAGUUGAAGCUGCUUGCUUCUUAAAGUUGGCUAUGUGGAAUCAUCAGAUGAGUAGGCAUCUUUUUUCGACCCCUUUUUAUUUUGUUUUUGUUACUUUGUAACAAAGAAAGCCUCUUUUCUUUAUUCUGCUGUGUAUGGGUAAAUAAGUUGUUUAUAAUA
Glycine soja is the source of this 2122-nucleotide messenger RNA. RefSeq names its product shaggy-related protein kinase theta-like. Gene Ontology annotation, cellular component: cytoplasm. The transcript has 13 exons. Bases 263 to 1666 code for a protein of 467 amino acids. Gene Ontology annotation, biological process: protein phosphorylation; signal transduction. NCBI's taxonomy places the organism in Eukaryota, Viridiplantae, Streptophyta, Magnoliopsida, Fabales, Fabaceae. Gene Ontology annotation, molecular function: ATP binding; protein serine/threonine kinase activity. The record is from RefSeq and is a predicted model, not a curated record.